Trichoderma reesei QM6a is the source of this 573-nucleotide messenger RNA. Its product is annotated as ER membrane protein. Gene Ontology annotation, biological process: sphingoid catabolic process. NCBI's taxonomy places the organism in Eukaryota, Fungi, Ascomycota, Sordariomycetes, Hypocreales, Hypocreaceae. Gene Ontology annotation, cellular component: endoplasmic reticulum. The record is from RefSeq and is a predicted model, not a curated record. The transcript is spliced from 3 exons. Bases 1 to 573 code for a protein of 190 amino acids.
AUGUCUCUGGAUCUGGAAAGGCACUUGACGUUUUAUGGCGCCUAUCACCAUAACUCGGUCAAUGUGGCCAUUCACAUGGUCUGCGUGCCGCUGCUCCUUGUAUCAGGGUUCACUCUGGCCACGUAUACGGGCACGCUCAUUCACACGCCUAGCUGGCUCACCGUCCCGUACCUGGAUCUCAACCUUGGCACGAUCGCUGCCUUUCUGUAUGCAGCGCUUUACCUGCUAUUAGAGCCGGUGGCGGGCUUUGUGCUGGCCGCUUUCUGCCUCGGCAGCACCGCGUUUGUCAACUCAUGGCACCUCCGUGAUCCCACCACGACCUUCCAGGUUGCCCUUGGAGUUCACAUCGUCUGCUGGAUCGCACAGUUUAUCGGUCACGGUGCUUUCGAGGGUCGCGCCCCUGCCCUGGUGGACAAUCUCAUCCAGGCCAUCUUCCUGGCCCCCAUGUUCGUCUGGCUCGAGAUGCUCUUCAAGCUUGGAUACCGGCGCGAGCUCCAGGCUCGUGUCGAGAAAGCCGUUUCGAGGGAGAUUGCCAAGUUCAAGAACGCGUCGAAGAACGGCAAGGCCAACUGA